GAAUACUUCCUUAGGAUAGAUUGCCAGAAGUGGAGUGACUGGGUCAGAGGAAUGUGAAAACCUUUGCAUCUUCUGAUAGCCUAGCCAAGGUCCAAGAAGUAGCAAGCUGGCUUUUGGAAAUGAAUCAGGAACUGCUCUCUGUGGGCAGCAAAAGACGACGCACUGGAGGCUCUCUGAGAGGAAACCCUUCCUCAAGCCAGGCAGAUGAGGAGCAGAUGAACCGUGUGCUGGAGGAGGAGCCGCAGCCGCAGCUCAGACACCAGGAGGCGGAGCACGCGGUGAGGAAUGGUGAAGUCGCUGGAGCAGAACCGAGGCCUGGGGACCAAAGCGAUUCCCAGCAAGGACCGCUGGAAGAGAACAACAACCGGUUUAUUUCGGUAGAUGAGGACUCCUCCGGAAACCAGGAAGAGCAAGAGGAAGACGAAGAACAUGCUGGUGAACAAGAGGAGGAGGAUGAGGAGGAAGAAGAAAUGGACCAGGAGAGUGAUGAUUUUGAUCAGUCUGACGACAGCAGCAGGGAAGAUGAACACACACACAGUAACAGUGUCACAAACUCUAAUAGUAUUGUGGACCUGCCUAUUCACCAACUGUCCUCCCCGUUCUAUACAAAGACAACAAAAAUGAAAAGAAAGUUGGACCAUGGUUCUGAGGUCCGCUCUUUUUCUUUGGGAAAGAAACCAUGCAAAGUCUCAGAAUAUACAAGCACCACUGGGCUUGUGCCAUGUUCAGCAACACCAACGACUUUUGGAGACCUGCGAGCCGCCAAUGGUCAAGGGCAACAGCGACGCCGAAUUACAUCUGUGCAGCCACCUACAGGCCUCCAGGAAUGGCUGAAAAUGUUUCAGAGCUGGAGUGGACCAGAGAAAUUGCUUGCUUUAGAUGAACUUAUUGAUAGUUGUGAACCAACCCAGGUAAAACAUAUGAUGCAAGUGAUAGAACCCCAGUUUCAACGAGACUUCAUUUCCUUGCUCCCUAAAGAGCUGGCACUUUAUGUGCUUUCAUUCCUGGAACCCAAAGACCUGCUACAGGCGGCUCAGACUUGCCGCUACUGGAGAAUUUUGGCUGAAGACAACCUUCUCUGGAGAGAAAAAUGCAAAGAAGAGGGUAUUGAUGAACCAUUGCACAUCAAGAGAAGAAAAGUAAUAAAACCAGGUUUCAUACAUAGUCCGUGGAAAAGCGCGUACAUCAGACAGCACAGGAUCGAUACUAACUGGCGGCGGGGAGAGCUCAAGUCUCCUAAGGUGCUGAAAGGACAUGAUGACCAUGUGAUCACGUGCUUACAGUUUUGUGGUAACCGAAUAGUUAGUGGUUCUGAUGACAACACUUUAAAAGUUUGGUCAGCAGUCACAGGCAAAUGUCUGAGGACAUUAGUGGGACACACAGGUGGAGUAUGGUCAUCACAGAUGAGAGACAAUAUCAUCAUUAGUGGAUCCACAGAUCGGACUCUCAAAGUGUGGAAUGCAGAGACGGGAGAAUGUAUACACACCUUAUAUGGUCAUACUUCCACUGUGCGUUGUAUGCAUCUCCAUGAAAAAAGAGUUGUUAGCGGUUCUCGAGAUGCCACCCUUAGGGUUUGGGAUAUUGAGACAGGCCAGUGUUUACAUGUGUUGAUGGGUCAUGUAGCAGCAGUCCGCUGUGUUCAGUAUGAUGGCAGGAGGGUUGUGAGUGGAGCGUAUGACUUCAUGGUGAAGGUGUGGGACCCAGAGACAGAGACUUGUCUGCACACGCUGCAGGGCCACACCAACAGGGUCUACUCACUGCAGUUUGAUGGCAUCCAUGUGGUGAGUGGAUCUCUUGAUACAUCAAUCCGCGUUUGGGAUGUGGAGACAGGGAACUGCAUUCACACGUUAACAGGACACCAGUCGUUAACAAGUGGAAUGGAACUUAAAGACAACAUUCUUGUCUCUGGGAAUGCAGAUUCUACAGUUAAAAUCUGGGAUAUCAAAACAGGACAGUGUUUACAAACAUUGCAAGGUCCCAACAAGCAUCAGAGCGCUGUGACCUGUUUACAGUUCAACAAGAACUUUGUCAUUACCAGCUCAGAUGAUGGAACUGUAAAACUGUGGGACUUGAAAACGGGUGAAUUUAUUCGCAACCUAGUCACAUUGGAGAGUGGGGGGAGCGGGGGAGUUGUGUGGCGGAUCAGAGCCUCGAACACAAAGCUGGUGUGUGCCGUCGGGAGUCGCAACGGGACGGAGGAAACCAAGCUGCUGGUGCUGGAUUUUGAUGUGGACAUGAAGUGAAGAGCAGGAAAGGGGGCGUCGUCCCCACUCGUAGGCGACAGACUCCCUGCCCUUCCCCCUGCAAAAGAAAAAAAAAGAAAAAAGAAAAAAUAUCCCUUGUUCUCAGUGGUGCAGGAUGUUGGCUUGGGGCAACAGAGCGAAAAGACCUACAGACGCAGAAGGAAAAGAGGAAGCGAUGACAAACCGCAACUGACAAGAGAGGCGCCUGCCGGCUCUUCCCGGAAGAGGCUUCACUUUGGACUGAGGGCAGCUUUGCAACACGAGACUUUCGAAAUCAAACCAGGUGCAAUUAUUUCUUUAUUUUCUUCUCCAGUGGUCGCUGGGCAGCGUUACUGCUGAGACGUCGUUACAGAUUCGCUGGCCUGUUCUCUUACCACUGAGACCUAGAAAGAAGCUGCAAUAACACCCACACAGUACCGGUGGACUGUCUCACCGAGAGCAUCUGAAACAAAAAAAGUUAUUUUUCUGGAGUGGAAAAGCUAAAAAGGAAAAAAAUUACUGUGAAUUGUUUUUGUAUAGUUAUCAUGAAAAGCUUUCUUUUUUUUUUUUUGCCAAACCAUUGCCAAUGUCAAUCAGUCACAGUAUUAGCCUCUGUUACUCUCUGCCUGUCGCUUCCACGUGCACUCUUGAAUGCCUGUGUUGCUCAAAGGUGGCCAGUUGUCCUGGGUUCUGUGAGCCCCGAGAUGGAUUUAACUCUUGAUGCUGGUGCUAGAGGUAGGUCUUCAACGACGGGGUCGUGUCCCACCCUGUACUGUACCCCCAGUGGCCAAACUUACUUAUGCUGCUAAGUGAGAGAAAGAAAAAAAGCAAAUUAUUUUUUUUUAUUUUUUUUCUGCUGUGACGUUUUAGUCCCAGACUGAAUUCCAAAUUUGCUCUAGUUUGGUUACGGAAAAAAAAAAAAAAAGACUUUUUGCCGCUGAAACUUGAGCCAUCUGUGCCUCUAAGAGGCUGAGCAUGGGAGAGUUUCAGGAAAUAAAGAGUGACGUUUGCCUGCAAGUAAAGAAUCGAGAGUGUGUGCAAAGCUUAUUUUCUUUUAUCUGGGCAAAAAUUAAAACACAUUCCUUGGAACAGAGCUGUUGCCGCCUGUUCUGCGGAGAAACUUUUCUUUUUGAGGGCUGUGGUGAAUGGAUGAACGUACAUAGUAAAACUGACAAAAUAUUUUAAAAAUAUAUAAAACACAAAAUUAAAAUAAAGUUGCUGGUCAGUCUUAGUGUUUUACAGUAUUUGGGAAAACAACUGUUACAGUUUUAUUGCUCUGAGUAACUGACAAAGCAGAAACCAUCCAGUUUUUGUAGUAAAGGCGUCACGUGCAAACAAGCGAAAUGAAUGGAAAAGUCAAAUGGUUUGCCUCAUUUUCCAGGAGCCACAACUCAAGCUGAACUGUGAAAGUGGUUUAACACUGUAUCCUAGUGAUCUUUUUUUUUCCUCCUCCUGUUUAUUUUUUGUUUGUUUUAUUUAUAGUCUGAUUUAAAACAAUCAGAUUCAAGUGGUUAAUUUUAGUUAUGUAACAACCUGACAUGAUGGAGGAAAACAACCUUUAAAGGGAUUGUGUCUAUGGUUUGAUUCACUUAGAAAUUUUAUUUUCUUAUAACUUAAGUGCAAUAAAAUGUGUUUUUUCAUGUUA
Odocoileus virginianus texanus is the source of this 3867-nucleotide messenger RNA. Lineage: Eukaryota; Metazoa; Chordata; Mammalia; Artiodactyla; Cervidae. The record is from RefSeq and is a predicted model, not a curated record.